AUGCUCAACCAGCUAGAUUGUGGCAGUAUCAUUCCCGGCAAAUCCAAAGCACCCGGGGCAUUCCAGCAUGUUGGACUGGCCGGCAAGAUUCAUGCCGCUUGCCAGCACCUGCACAAGCCCCGCGAACAAUACGCUUUGGAGUUACCAGCGAGACUCUCCGCAGCGACCUUCAGCCCAGGCGGCGUACGAAGCGAAGAUAUCAAUGUCUCAGUCUGUCAAGCCGUUAAAGACGCUCUCACCGAGAACUACUUGGGGUCUGCUAGUAACACAUCUGGUGAUAAAGAUGCCCGCAAUGCGUACUUUUCAAAACUCACCGAGAACCUUGGAGCUGAUAGCCCCUUUAAUCACCACUUCCAGCUCAUUAUAGGCGGCGCGUGUUGUAUGCUUCCGGGUAUCUUAAACACCUUUUGGAACCACGCGGAUUCGCAGGUCCUCCAACAACUUGUCGGUUUGAUUUACAUCGAUGUUGACACGGACUUGAAUUCUCCAAAGGAUCCUACUUCCAUCGGAACCUUUGCUGGGAUGACCAUGGCCCAUUUUGUCGGGCUACCCGGUGCACUUCCCAGUAUGGAGCGAUUCUGUCGUUCAUCAGGCGGACCGGUCUGCAACGCUUCCAAUACCGUCUUCUUCGGCACAGACAUGUCUCUACCCGGAAAUAAACGCGAGCAUUUCGAAUACCUUUUAAACAACAAUUAUCAUGUUGUCAGCUCAGCAUCCGUGGCGAGGGGCCCUGAACUGCGAGCGAGAGAAACGUUGGCGUAUCUCGAGGAGAUGGUGGAUGUGAUUAUGGUGCACCUAGACGUUGACUCGAUUGAUGCUGGAACCUUUCCGUUGGCAAACGUGCCGAAUUUUACGGGUGUUAAGUUUGAGGUUAUGAUGAGGGCAUUGAAAGUGUUUCUUGGGAGUCCGAAAGUUGCUGGGUUGACUAUCGCAGAAGUGAAUCCUGAUCACGAUCCUGAUUUUCUGAUGAUUGAAAAGUUGGCUUCUUGUGUUGCGGAUAUGCUGGGUGCGGAAUCGACUUGA
Messenger RNA from Fusarium coffeatum, 1023 nucleotides. RefSeq lists its product as uncharacterized. The coding region runs from base 1 to 1023 and encodes 340 amino acids. The transcript is spliced from 2 exons. Lineage: Eukaryota; Fungi; Ascomycota; Sordariomycetes; Hypocreales; Nectriaceae. Gene Ontology annotation, cellular component: cytoplasm. Gene Ontology annotation, molecular function: arginase activity; manganese ion binding. The record is from RefSeq and is a predicted model, not a curated record.